UCCACGUUCUCUCUCCACUUUCCAUAAAUACAAAAUACCCCCCAAUUUUCCAAUUUCCAUUUUUAUAAUUUAUCCUCGCUUCAUUUUUCUGGUUUCUUCUUCCUUCUUUCCUUUUUGUAGGUGGCUGGGUUUAGUUUCUUGUUCAUCUUCACGAUUCAAUUCCCAACCCAUCUACAAUCAACCCAAUCUAAUCAAAUCAAUUCAAUUUCCAAUAAAAAAUGGCUCGAUCUCUUUCUCAAACCCUAACUCGAUUCCCCAAUUCUCUCUCCUCCGCAACUUCCACCCGUUUCGUCAAUUUCCGGCACCGGUCUAACUCGGCAGAGGUGUUUUCUGGCGAAAAUAUGGCGGCGGAGGAGGUGGAGAAGGUUGCGAUGAAGAAUCUAGAAGAUGCAAUUCAUAAAAUUAUUGUGAAGAAAUCUCAACCUGAUUGGAUUUCUCUUGUUCCUGGGGCUUCUUAUUGGGUCCCACCUAAGAGUAAAGCUCAAGGUCUUGCGAAUGUUAUUGGGAAUUUGGUGCAUAAUUCUGCUGCUGCUACGGCUGUGAUUAAGGGUGGUAAUAAGGGUUUUUCUCUCUCUUCGAAUCGUGGGUGGCCUUCUUCUGCUCAUUUCUUUGAAGGGGCAUCCCAUUCUUCUUUAGAGGGAGAGACAGGCAAGAGCCGCAAGACGGCAUCUAAGCAUGCAUCACAAUUUGAGGACGAGGAAGGGUGAAUCUGCUCUUUAGGAGAUAAUUGUAUCCAAGGCUUCCACCUACUGUAAAUUAUUCGUGGGAAAGGUGGGAACUUGAGUACAUGACUGAUGUAUCGGGGAUUGAGAGUUUUGAUACAUGGUUGCACAGCAGAAAGAAGGUGACAAAGAAGCAGCCUGAUUGCUCUUAGAUAACAGCUGCAGAGACUGGAUUUUAUCAAGGUGGGAAAUCAACAAGCAUUUACACUGACAGAAAGAGACCUGUAUCGGCUGUAUGUUCUUUGUAAUGUGGGUUAGAGCUGUUAAAUAUAACUUUAGUGUAAAAAAAAGAUUCAACCUUGUGAAUAUUCAAAGUCUUGUGAUCCAUAUUAUUAUUAUUAUUA
This is a messenger RNA of Chenopodium quinoa (quinoa), 1066 nucleotides long. RefSeq lists its product as uncharacterized. The record is from RefSeq and is a predicted model, not a curated record. Lineage: Eukaryota; Viridiplantae; Streptophyta; Magnoliopsida; Caryophyllales; Amaranthaceae. The transcript is spliced from 3 exons. The coding region runs from base 219 to 707 and encodes 162 amino acids.